Messenger RNA from Fomitiporia mediterranea MF3/22, 1640 nucleotides. RefSeq lists its product as uncharacterized. The record is from RefSeq and is a predicted model, not a curated record. Lineage: Eukaryota; Fungi; Basidiomycota; Agaricomycetes; Hymenochaetales; Hymenochaetaceae. The transcript has 2 exons. Bases 28 to 1563 code for a protein of 511 amino acids.
UGUGUCGUCUGCAACCUUCACGUAAAAAUGAAGAAAUCCGGCACAAAAAUCAUCAUCAGAGCAAGACGGCCAAAGGAGCCGGAACCUGUUCCAGAGCCGGACGAGCCUUCAGAGGCGGCUGCCGAGGAGCAAGCAAGUAGCGAAUCUGCAAACGAUGACGCUGAAGACGUACCUGCAGAGUCCGACGCGCCAGAGGACUCAAUAAGGGACGAAGAAGGCGACAAAGAGGUGGACGAGUCUGCAUCUGAUGCGCCUGCUCCAGUAAUACGUGGUCGUCCUAGAGGAAGACCUCGAGGGAGCGGACGCGGUACUGUUUCCGCUGGUACUGGACGGCCUCGGGGUCGUCCGAGAGGUAGUGGUCGGGGAAGAGGCAGAGGUCGGGGACGAGGAGAAACGAUCACCUUGAGACUACCGAAGCGUGCUGAUGGAAGCGACGGAGACGACGAUGAUGGUAAUGGCAGCCAAGCCGCCGUUGCUGAGGAAGUUGAUGUCGAAGUCCCGCGGACUACACGUAAAGGCAUACCUUUACCUCCUAUUGAGGGCGAUACAUACGUGACUGAGGACGAUCCAAAAGGUGAUACCAAGAUUGAUAUCAAUGGCAAUUUGCUCGGUGGGCGACAGUUCAAAUCGCAGACCUUCAAUCUUCCUGGUCGGCACCCCGAACGAAAAUACAUGCUUGCUAUCGACGCUGCGCGUACAUCUGGCUUCCGAGAUUCAUUAUAUUAUUUCCGACGCAACCCAUUUGCACUCAAGCUCAACGCAACACAGGCUGAAAAGGAUUAUCUCAUUGAGAUAGGCAAGCUAGGUGGCCACCUGCGAACACGGAGUGUCACUCUCGUCACCGCAAGGAGUGCCUUCAAAUUGCACGGAGCCAAAAUGCUUGUCGAUGGACGUAUCGGUAUCGACGACUACUACGAAGACAAAGCCAUUGCAGAGGCUAAAGAGCGCGGCCUCAACGCCGGCGACUAUGCUUCCGAACUGCUUGAACAGCAACAGGCAGCUACUGCAGAAGCAUCCGCCGCGGCGACGGGCAAAGUUGAGCGCUCUGGGCUUGGUCUGUAUCGUACAGGAGGACCAACAACGGUAUUUGGUGGCUCUGGUCUUGGCCCUUACAGCGAUGGUCCGCUCAAUGUUGCGAAGAAGGCAAUGCUGACUAGGGAGGGAGUGUCAGAUGAGAACUGGAUGUUCGUAAUGGCGCAACGCACUCGCGAGGCAAACUUAGAAUGGGCACGCGGGCGUGCUGAGGCCAUUAGAGGAAUCGAAGAACCGGAAGUCGACGAUGACCCCAUGGCAUCGCGGAAUAAGCGUCUCCGACGUGAAAUUAUUGCUCCUUCGUACGGACUCUACGAACCGCACACGGCAGUCAUUCACUAUGAGACCAGUACUCAGCCAACACGCGCUCGUUGGGAAGUCGUUCCGGACAGCCGGAAUGUUCUCGGUGGCACGAAAGUCGGGAACGGAGCAUGGGGCGUUGCUCGGGUCGUUACAGUCAUGGAGCUGCCUAAUCCCUCUAUUGAAGAGGAGCGCGCUCGAUUAUGUCAAGCUAUCCUGCAGUCUUUAUAGUGUACUAUCUAGUAGAGCCUCAAUUUUGUGUAUGUUUAUGUUAAUGUGUUAAUUUUAGAUCGCCACCGGAGUUUCAG